UCAUAGGAGGCGUCAUAUGAUGUUAUCUUGGAUUUCCUAACCACAACUAUAUCUCAAACGCAAGGAUUCAAAUGAUUCAGUUUCCCCAAGAUUCACAUUAUCUCCUUCGGCUGUGUCUAAGCAAUGCAUCAGUAACGAAUGCUAUUCGUUCUGGUUGAACUGUAGUAGCGCGUGGAUGGAAGCUUUGAGCUUUGAGCCUUAUGCUUCACAUUUAAUUGCAACAUGUCACUCGUUCUCUCAACAAAACCCACAACCUUCCAAGCUCACUGGAAGACCGAUUCACACUUGUCCCUUCGCUAUCCAAAUCACCGUAACAGUAAUCACAUCCGCUCCUUUUCUUCCUUUAGCGGAUUAAUAGGAUUCAAGAAAAAGUUCUCUUUAAAAAAGGGUGGUUGUCUGAUCGAGUCCUACAGACAUGGAAUUCAUGUUGGAAAAUCCCUUGAAUGUGGAGGAAGGGUCAACUUUGAUAUUCCCGCUGAAAAUAGGGAAGAUGCAUGCCAAUCUGUUCAAGCACAAAAGAUGGCCUGCAGUGGUCUGGAAUUUUUGGCCGUUAGCUUCUAUCAUUUUGUUAGGAUUGAAGACCCACAAGAGGAAGUUGCGAAACACCAGGAGUUUUUGGAGAGUCGGAAUAUAAUGGGCCGCAUAUACAUAAAUCAACAAGGCAUCAAUGCACAGUACAGUGGUCCUGUUUUAGAUGCUCUUGCAUAUGCUGAAUGGGUCAAGGAGGAUGCUCGAUUUAAGCACAUACUUGUCCAGAUGUCACCGUCUUCUACUCAUGCUUUUCCAAGAUUGAAACUGCGGUAUAAAUCUUCACUAAUACAGGUGGAAGGUGGUGUAUCCGAUCUUCCUAUUUUGGAUUCCUCAAUGAGAGCUCUGCCACUGACUCCCAGAGAAUGGAAGAUAAGGUUAAGCAUCAUAAACUGUUCAGAGACAGAGAGUGAUGAAAUUGCCACAAAGGAGAAUACCAGUUUGAAUCAGGGGAGGAAAUCACUUCUUUUGGAUGUAAGAAAUGGGUAUGAAUGGGAUAUUGGCCAUUUUCAGGGGGCAAAGAGACCUGAUGUUGACUGCUUCAGGAGUACUACCUUUGGAAUUUCAGAUUUAAAGACGAACAUUUCAGAUCCAUUGGCAAGGAUAGACAAAGAAAAUACCGAUAUUUUGAUGUAUUGCACUGGGGGAAUUCGGUGUGACGUUUACUCUGCUAUUUUAAGGCAUCAAAUGACGACCCCUAAAGCCGGAGGAUCUACUAGCCGACAAGCUCUCAUCAAGGAAGAUCAGAGAAGUGACAAAUCGGAGACCAAGAUUGUGUCCAAGUGGAGUAAUAUCGGAGACACCAACUUAGGAAACUUCAAUGUGAAGAAGUUUCAAGAGGUCCCCUACAUUGGCAAGCCAUCACUUGUUGCAAGGAGGAUAAUCGAGAGUGGCAUCAUCAAGGCAGCAGGUUUCCCUCCCGCAGUCAAGUGUCAUGAGUUGAUGAUCGAGUGUGCCCGCCACUAUGACUCACAGUCAAGGACGAUUGUAACCAAGGACGGGAACAUCUUAGCCUACCUUUCAGAGGAAGCCUUGGACCCUCAACCCUAGGCCCAAGGUUAGGACCUUAUCCUCCUUGGCCUCAUGCGGUCCUUAACCGAUGGUCCUCAACCAUCAUCAUGAGGUGACCCUGUGGUCCUUGACCAUUUUUAUGAGGCAUUGUGCCUAGUGAGGAAUCUCUCAGCGUUCCUCCUAUUGUGUUCCUUCUAUCACAAUUGCAAACAAUGAUAAAAUAUACAAAUUAUACAUCAUUAUGUUUAAUUACAUUAACAGUAUUUAACAUUCCCCGCUUAUGUCAUAUUAAUUAUACUGAAUUAACAAUAUUAUAUUAUAUUAUCAGCAUGAUAUUGUAUUAGCAAUAUUAUUAUAUUAACAGCAGCUUAUUGCAUUAACAAUAUUAUAUUAUAUUAAUAGCAGCUUAUUGUAUUAAAUUGUAUUAAUAAUAUUAAAUUGCUUUAAUAAUAUUACCAGCAAACCUCAUAUUCAUACCCGUAGUGUUUCCCAGUCAAUGUGACUGCUGAUGUGUUCCUUAUUUCCUCUUUUUUUCUUAUUCUCCAAAGAGAUCUCAAUCUCUUCUUUAAAAUCUGCUUACUCUCUUGGUGUAUGCACUUAUCUUCUUUUUUUUUACACACAACACCCCCCAUAUAGAAAAUGGAUUUGAUAUCCAUUAUAUAUGUUAUCACGCUGAAGGGUUGCAAUCCUUUAGACGUAAGAAACAUCACUUUUGUUAAGUGCACCUCUUCAUGGCAAUCUGAUUAAUUAUCCCUUAUCGCAUCUUUAUGUUUAACUAUGAUUUGUUAUUUCUUACUUGCUUUUGGCUAAUCACUAUUGUUUGCUUCCUUAUAGUAAUCGCUGAUUAUUAUGGGCCAUAAUAUGAUUGUUUGUAUAGUAGCAUACCAAUAAAUAUUAAGAUAUGGCAAACAUAUUGGUGUCUGCACCAAUAAUGUUGCUGAAUUUCGAGCAUUAUCUUUUGGUCUCGAUCUUGCCAUAUCCUUGGGAAUUAAGGACAUUAUUGUUGAAGGAGAUUCAAUGUUGGUCUUUUAGUAAGUUUCUGCUAAGAAAUGUGUCUCUUGGCAUCUGCAGUACUUGUUAGAGCGCAUCCUUACACAGUUGAAGUGUUUUUCUACCUUUUCUAUCUCUCACUGUUAUAGGGAGAUAAAUGGUAUUGCAGAUUACUUGGCUAAUAGGGUUGUUGUUGAAGGGGUUGAGUAUUUGGAGGUUUUCCCUCGAGAUAUCCCUGCCUCUUGUAUUAGUAUUUAAAAAAAAAUAGAUUGUACAUGCUUGUAGCCUAUAUUACACUCCUUGCUGAAUGUGGUUUUUCUUUCGCAUAUGACAUGGAGGAGGGUGUUGUAUGCCUUAUCAUAACUCCCUUGUUUAAUGGCAUAUUUGGGAAGUAUCUCUGUAAGGAGCAAGGGGGGUGUGGAGGUUGCAAUCGUGUGUCUUGUAAUAGUAAAAUAGUUUGGGCACAAUUGUAGCCCUCAUUAUACUCCUUGUUGGGUGUGGCUUUUCUUUCGUAUGUGACAUGAGGAGGGAGUUGUCGGCCUUAUGAUAACUCCCUUGUUAAUGGCAUAUUCGGUAAGUAUAUCUGCAUGGAACAAGGAGGGUGUGGGGACUGUAAUCGUGUGCCUAUUGGCUUGGCAUGUGCUGUUUUUGCUCUUUAUAGGUCUGUUGUGGUUUACAUCUCAUGAUUAAUGCCUUGUUUUCCUGAUUAUGAAAGUAAUUUGAGUACUCGGGUUUGUUUAGCGUAUUAUCUAGGAUGUAUUCAUUAAAUGUUAGUUUGUUGUACUGUGAGGGCAUAUUCCUUUCAUCAUUCCUUGUUGUUGGUUCCAUGUGUUAUUCAUGCUAUGUCAUGUUGGGAAGGUUGUCUUGGGUAUCAUUGUUCGAGUGUGCUUUUUGCGUGCGUUUCCCUUGUUUGGCCAUUUACUGAUGAUUAUUUUGAGUUGAUAGAUUGAUUCAUGUCUGGGUAUUCAGUGGGAGUUGUGGUUUUGUGGCAUGCUCGUACCUCAUUAUGCUUGGAUGAUUUCAUGCUGCCAGCCUGGUUUUUGUUGAGACAUGGACCAGCUAGGACUCGAACCUAGGACCUUCCAUAUGUUGCUGGAGUGCUCUACCACUAAGCUACUGGCCCCUCUUGGACCAAUCCAUCGUCGGUCCGAGUGUGGCUUAUUUCCAACACCAACACCCCCCCUUAAGCCACACCUCUCGUGUGCUUGGGGCUCUCAGCCUAGACCUGGCUCUGAUACCAUGUUGAGACAUGGACCAGCUAGGACUCGAACCUAGGACCUUCCAUACACUGCUAGAGUGCUCUACCACUGAGCUACUCGCCCCUCUUGGACCAGUCCAUCGUCGGUUCGGGUGUGGCUUAUUUACAACACCAACACCCCCCCUUAAGCCACACCUUUCAUGUACUUGGGGCUCCUAGCUUGGACCUGGCUCUAAUAAGAUGUUGAGACAUGGACCAGCUAGGACUUGAACCUAGGACCUUCCAUAUGUUGCUGGAGUGCUCUACCAUUGAGCUAUUGGCCCCUCUUGGACCAAUCCAUCGUCGGUCUAGGUGUGGCUUAUUUCCAACACCAAUAGUUUUCUCUUUCUCCAUAUGAUUAUAAGGAAUGAUCUUUAGUCAUCAUAUUUUAGUGAUGAACUUUGCACAUUUGAGGAGGUUUCGCAUAUGAAAUUGGUAUUUCAUAAUGCUUCCUGUGUGGGAGCGAUAUAUAUUGAGGCUCUGUGGUUGGCCUUCUUAUGUCUCUUUCUUCUAUGCUAUUGUUUAUUGCUUGAUAAGAUGCUCUGUUUUAUCCGAAAUAUUUUGGUUCGAUUUGGUGGCUGGUGGCUGUCUUUGAGAUCUUGGAAUCUGCAGAUUAAUUGGUAUCUGAGAUGGCUCCUCCUCUUGUUGCUUUUUUCUUGGCUGCUUCUGUGGACAUUUCUGUGGUUUGGUUUUAUUUUGGCUCCUCGAGGUCUUCAACAUCCUCUCCUUCUCCUCAUUUGGGUUAUGUUAUGCUUGCUCACAAUGUUUAUAUUGACAGGGUCUCUUAUUAUGGUUUCCCUUCUGCUAUGUGGUAUCAUUCUAACCAGUGGUUUGGAGAAUUGUGUU
Molecule: messenger RNA, 4612 nt
Organism: Cryptomeria japonica (Japanese cedar)
Lineage: Eukaryota; Viridiplantae; Streptophyta; Pinopsida; Cupressales; Cupressaceae
Product: rhodanese-like domain-containing protein 8, chloroplastic
Exons: 7
Coding region: 223-1578 (451 amino acids)
Source: RefSeq, a predicted model, not a curated record